Molecule: messenger RNA, 1335 nt
Organism: Psilocybe cubensis
Lineage: Eukaryota; Fungi; Basidiomycota; Agaricomycetes; Agaricales; Agrocybaceae
Exons: 2
Coding region: 1-1335 (444 amino acids)
Source: RefSeq, a predicted model, not a curated record
AUGGAGGUCUCAGCGAUACAGCCUGUGGUGUCGCCUGUGCCUAGCGCUCAUAACGGACGCUCUCAGAACAAGACCCGUGGCUGCAGCACACAUACGAACAAGCUUUCCUUUUCCCAAACGAUCUCGUCACUCAAGGGCAUCAUUCGGAUACCGAACCGCAGGAAGCUUUCCACACCCCGCAUUCACUUCCACUCUCAGUCGCAAGAUGAUGCGGACAGCACCAAGUCCACCUCCAACCCCCAUUUCACCUCCAGACCGCGGCCCACGCACGGCCUCUCGCACUCGCUCGACACGCAGGCCCAUCUGCACUCGCGCAUGCGGAGCACGGGUACUGCUGCGUCCAACGGGAGUGGAAAUAUCGACGGCAUUAUCUCUGAUACUGAAGACUACGAUAAACAACAAAGGCGGAGGAGCAACAUCAAGAAUGACCCGUAUGCGCAGUUCUCGCGCACGGCAGAGGGCCUGAACUAUACUUACAAGCCAUAUAUGUCCCAGCCGAUGCUUGGCGCUGAGCUCUCCCGGGGCACUGGUGGGGAUGAGUUGGUCACUGGUUAUGAUUCAGAGUCUGGCUCUGCUUCUGGGUCGGGAUAUGGAGGGGGUGGUCGUUCGCCUGUUGGGACAGGUGAGGGUGGAGGGAGGACUCCCUUAGGGUUUUCGGCAACGUCACCACUAGCGCUGCCAUCCCCAUCGCCCUCUCCGACUCCAGUCUUAUUGUCAUCUCCUCCUGCUAUACACCCGGCGACGGAGGUAGCCUUUUGUUUGGGUGGAAAAGUGGAAGAUACGUUAAUCCAAGUGCAGCACGGCGAUCAGGGAGAUGAGGGGGAGAAGGAGGGGGAUAUUAAUGAUCUCUAUGAUGGCAAAGCUGGAGGUUCUCUUAACAACGCCGCACCUAGCGACACGAACACGGACACGAACACAAACACGAACAUUGGUACUACUGCUAAUACUGCACAAUCUACGACUCUAGCUCAAAUUUCAUCGUCUACAUUUACACCUACGUCAACUAUUCAAACUAAUUCACAUGCCCGCUCCAACUCACCCUUGCCAUUAUUACCUCUACCUGAUGGACCCUCUUCGUUGACAUCUGCGUCUACAUCCGGGGCAGCAUUGCGCCCGCGUAGCAGCAACGGCAGCGGUAGAACACCUGCACCCAGACGUGCGUUACCGCCUCCGCCACCUGAAUCACCAAUAUCUGCAUCUUCUUCUGCGUCAGCCGCCCUCUUUGUUGAUCAUUUUAACAGGAAUUCCACAACGUUAAACAAAAGCCACCUUUCCAUUCAAUGCCCAUCUCGAUUACGUCCCCAGUCAGGCCGCCUACCUACAACACGCCCAUGA